AUGGCUGGAAAUCUCUUGACCCUGGGGCGGCUGGGCGCAGUGCACGUUGUGACGGCGGCGCAGAUGAUGGUGGUGCAGGGACGACCUGGAAUGGAAAUUGAUUGUUGCGGCCCUUCCAGGCAGCAAAAAGACGGGAAUCGACCCUCCACAGAUUUGGCGCCGAGUCGGAGAAGUAGUGCGAGCGCUUUCACAGUGCUCCACCCAAUCCCUGGAGCGCAAAACAGCGUACGGACCUGUUUCUCGCUUGAGCUUGGUGACUCGGAAGUCAAGGCGAAAAUGCGCGGGGUGGUCUUUGGGCGGAAGUAA
Messenger RNA from Parastagonospora nodorum SN15, 306 nucleotides. RefSeq lists its product as hypothetical. The transcript is spliced from 2 exons. Bases 1 to 306 code for a protein of 101 amino acids. NCBI's taxonomy places the organism in Eukaryota, Fungi, Ascomycota, Dothideomycetes, Pleosporales, Phaeosphaeriaceae. The record is from RefSeq and is a predicted model, not a curated record.